AGUUAGGGGAAGCUCAAGGAGUCAGACCAGUUCCUCAGCUACAGGGUUUGUGGCCUGGGCAGAAUUGCUGUCAUAAAGAGCCUGGACCCAUCUGGUCUCUCCACAGACCCAGCAGCCUCUCCAGACCAUCUCUUUUGCACUGGACUCUGAAGUGAAGGGCGCUCAGCCCCUGCCCUGCUGGUGUUUGACAUGGAAGAAGUGACAUGGGGUCUUCUUAUCCUGCUGACUUGCCUGCCUGUCUUGAAAGCCAACAAUAUUGACAAAAACAGUCCCUUCUAUUAUGACUGGGAAAACCUCCAGCUUGGCGGGUUGAUCUGUGCAGGAAUUAUGUGCAUAGCUGGAAUCAUCUUUGCUUUGAGUAACAAAUGCAAAUGCAAGUCAGAUCCCAACAACAACCCAUUACCUGAGAAAGCUACUCCACUUAUCAACUCAGGCUGUGAAAGUCACUGCUAAGCCCAGGACCAGUUUCAUGGAGCUCCAAGACCUGUCCUUCUCUCCCAAACCUUGUCCUCCACGGCACCCUUCCUAUCUGGGGAUCUUAACCUCCAAACGGUUCUUCUCUCAUUAUGACUUUUAUGCUCCUUUCUAAUUGGAGGGGUGUGGGGUGGGGGAGCUAUCCAAAUCCUCUUUGUAAAUUAAAAUGUUCU
Molecule: messenger RNA, 647 nt
Organism: Echinops telfairi (small Madagascar hedgehog)
Lineage: Eukaryota; Metazoa; Chordata; Mammalia; Afrosoricida; Tenrecidae
Product: FXYD domain-containing ion transport regulator 4-like
Exons: 8
Coding region: 190-453 (87 amino acids)
Biological process (GO): potassium ion transmembrane transport; regulation of sodium ion transmembrane transporter activity
Cellular component (GO): membrane
Molecular function (GO): sodium channel regulator activity
Source: RefSeq, a predicted model, not a curated record